Capsicum annuum is the source of this 688-nucleotide messenger RNA. RefSeq lists its product as uncharacterized. Bases 65 to 505 code for a protein of 146 amino acids. The transcript is spliced from 3 exons. The record is from RefSeq and is a predicted model, not a curated record. Lineage: Eukaryota; Viridiplantae; Streptophyta; Magnoliopsida; Solanales; Solanaceae.
GAUAGAUACCAACUAGAAGAGAUGCAACUACGUGCUUCACUCUGUUUAACCGACCCCAACGCAGAUGACACUUCUCCAAAACUCCAACUUCUUCGGAUGCCGUGAUUUUAUCUUUACCCAAACUAUCUGUGCCUGUGAAAUCUAUUAUCCCUCUAAAUAUGAACUUAUAAAUUAUUUCCCCCAAAAUAUCUUAGCCAUAUUUCAAAUCUACAAAUGUCUCCUCCUCCUGCUGAAACGUAAUGGCUGUGCAUCUGGUAUACUUUCAAAUCUGCAAACAUCUAUUCCCAAAUGCAAGAACAAAACCAAGAUAAGGGUUAUAAUCUACUUCACUGUGUUGACAAGAUCCAUCCAUAUUUUGGUAGGGCAAUCCACAAGGUGCAUUAGCAAACCGGUAUAUAUGAAGACAUGGCAUGUGUUGGUUUCUCUUUGCGUGUUUGUAGAACAUCAAAAUCUAAGACCUAAAAGUUUAAGUAUAAUGUCCAAUGGUGUUCUUUACUUUUGUUGAAUAACCUAUUUCUCUGAUACAACACUCCACCAAUUUUUAGCUCAAAAGUUGAGGUAAUUAGAGAAAAAUGAGGAUUUUUCAGUGUGGUUUGACCAUCUUCAAUAUGCCUAUGAUUUGCAAACUGGUGUAUUUGAAGCCAUGGUGUGUGUUGGUUUCUCAUUCCAUGCCUGUUGAAUAGAAAAA